AGGAUGAGUCACUAGCUGUCUGUUUACUGCACAGAUCAGCUGUUCAGAGUUUUCUUUGGCUUUCAUUCAACACCUUAACUGAAAAGAUGCUGCCACCAGAAUGGACACGUAUAUUUCGGAUUAAAGCACAGAGUCUCAAACAAGGAGACUCGUGGCAUUUAGAGUAUGAUGAAAACAUUGAGCCCGACAAGCCAAACAUGGACUGGAAGCAGUACAUCAGGAACACAGGUGCAAGGUUCAAAUGUUCCGUGUGCCGUAGACAAUGGCCUUCCAACAAGGUGAUGGUGAUCUUCCACAUGUGCCUGAGAAACGGGCAGGGCACCGUCAAAGUGAGGCAGUUACGUCAGAACUGCAAGAUGUGCUCCGACGCUCCAAUGGAGGAGCCCAGCGUUGAAUCGGACAACAUCCACAUCCUGAUGGAGAAUCUGGUGGAGAAAAUAAAACAGAAGUGCUACCAUAAAAAAUCUGCAAGGAAGCGACAUUUCAGAAGCUUUGAUGUCAAUAGUCCCCAUGAGCCCAAACAUUGUGAGGGGUGCAUAAAAGGCGUGUGUACAAGAUGAGUUUACUCUUUUUCUUUGUUUUCUUUUUUUAUUGUAUUUUGUCCUUUAACAUAUAUUUACAGUACCAGUCAAAAGUGUGUCCAAACUUUUGAUUGGUACUGUAUGUCCAAAAGGACAUUAUACAAUUAACAGAUUCUGCGCAUGCAAAAAAAAGUUACGUCUAUUUGUUACUUGUUAUGUGGGUAUUUACUGUUACAAAUUUGUUUGUUACAAAUAAAUGACAUAAGUCAAAGUGGUCUACUUGCAUGAGGAAAUAUGACAUGAAGGUGUGCAAGAGUCACCCUUUGCUAUGUAUUUAUUUACUAUUCAUUGAUUUUGUAAAUGAGAUAAUAAUAUUGUAAAUGAUGAUAUUGUGUCUUCUGUCGAAUGCAUUCUUGUUGAACGGCGGUGUAUAUAUUACAUAUUAUUACAAUAAACACGGGUCCUUUUUUCAGAGUAAAACCAAACAUUUUCAAGUAUAUUUGAUGAAUAUUCAUGACUCAAUUUUCUGUUCUAUUAUUUUUGUAAGUGGAAAAAAGAAUAAACACACCCUGUUAUUACUGUCUCAGAUGAUAUUAUGUUUAAAAAAAAAACUACAAAAAAAU
Messenger RNA from Archocentrus centrarchus (flier cichlid), 1144 nucleotides. RefSeq names its product receptor-transporting protein 2-like. The transcript is spliced from 2 exons. Gene Ontology annotation, molecular function: olfactory receptor binding. The record is from RefSeq and is a predicted model, not a curated record. NCBI's taxonomy places the organism in Eukaryota, Metazoa, Chordata, Actinopteri, Cichliformes, Cichlidae. The coding region runs from base 87 to 560 and encodes 157 amino acids. Gene Ontology annotation, biological process: protein targeting to membrane; protein insertion into membrane.